AAACUGCAAAAUGAUAAUGGAUACAGCUGGAAACGAUCCGUACUGUUUUGUGGAGUUCUAUGAGCACCGGCACGCGGCUGCAGCGCUGGCUGCUAUGAAUGGCCGGAAGAUAAUGGGAGGUCAAAGUGAACUGGGCGACGACCCCCAGCAGCCAGAAGAAAGAUACCAGCAACCAUUUCCAUGUCUUUGUCGGAGACCUCAGUCCAGAAAUUACAACUGAAGAUAUAAAAGCCGCUUUUGCACCAUUUGGAAGAAUAUCUGUUGUCUGUACUGGACAUUGAAGUUUCUUGAUGGUGAUGUAAGAGAACAUAGAGUGCUUUGGAGUGUUGUGUAGUGAAGCGUUUAAUUGAAGUAAGUUUGUUUUUUGUUGUUUUUUUUUUCCCCUCUCAGAGUCCAGUGUAUUACUCUCUCAAUGCCAGCUUGAUUUCCUUUUAUGAUAAGGUUUAAAAAAAGAAAAAAACCCACCAAAUGUGAUCUGAAUGUGACUUGCUUCAGAUGACUGUAAUGCUUGACUGCAUCUUUUAUAACUGCCACCCAGGAAACGCAGAGGGUCGGGCUCCUAAGGAGAGGCCGUUUAUCCCCUGGCGCGGUGCGGUCCGGGUGGAAGGGACGAGGGGCUCUAAAGCUGGAAUGAGUGCGAGAGGGAGGCAGGAGUAGACGGCUGCGUUGGUGGCGCUGCGGUGGAGCUGUGAAAGGCAAUUUCCCCUAACUCAACAUUAGGUGACAGUUGAGUGGACAGCCCACCUUUAACAGAUGACACCCCCCACCCCCCAAAGAAAAUCAACCCUGAGCCUGAAGCAAAAAGUAACGCCUGAACGUCAACUGGGGAAGCACAAAAUCACAGCGAGCACCGGUCUGCGGUCCGCAUUUCUGGGGCUGUGCCCAUUGUCCCCUCUUUCCUAGAAGAGCUUUCUGGGUGCUGAGCCGUUGCUGCGUGGUGGUGGCGGUGGUGACGGGGAGAGGGGAGCGAUGCUCUGGCUUUUGGGGUACUCAGUGCAUGGCUAGAGAGCUGACCCGUGGAAAAUUCCCGGUUUGCCCUGGCUCACGCUGACUGUUCAGAAUGAAACUCCAGUUCUUUUCCUCCCACAAAAGCAGUUGAUUAAGAAUUGUCCCUGUAAUGACUCUUUCAAACUCUUGUUCCAAAAGCAAGGGGUUAAAUAAAGCCAAAGGGACCUAGAAUUUUCUGCUCGUUUAAAUUUAAACCUGGAAAAGUAUUACUACUGUCUCUUAAGCGGUUGAAUGAAGUUACUUGAUUUUACCUGUUCUUCAUCAGUGACUGGCUUCUGGAAAUGUGGUGCAAAUGGAAUAUUUCCUGAUACUUUUUUUUUUUAAUAUUGUCUUUAUUGGUGCUAAACUGAACUUUUUUUUUUUUUUUUUUUUAAAAUGACACCGAGGUUGACCUACUGCAUGAUUAGCGCAUAAGAAAUUUUGGUAAUUCUGUGCAUCUGGUUUUUUUUUAAUCACUGUAAAAGCACACUUUUCAUUGUGGUUUCCUUUUAUGCUUGCUGUACGCAUGUUUUCACCUGUUCUUAAGUCUUUAUUUUCAAAGUUUUCGGUUGAGGGUAAGUAGAGAUGAGUUCCCCUCUCCCUUCCCUCCCCAUAGGCUCUUCAGAGCAAACCUAUCUAAGCUUAACAAAGUGGCUCUUCUCAGGCAAUUUGUAACACACCACCCAAAUUCGGACCUAACCCAGCAAGGGGGCAAGAAAAAAGGGGGGAGGAGGAGGUGGGGGGAUGUCUCACAAAGAGGAAAGAAAGAAACAUUUCUGCCGUAGCUUUGGGAGAGGUGUUUUCCUCGGGCCUUCGGCAACAGCGCUGCGGGUACCAGAAUGAGACUCACGAUGCAUUUGCCGUUACUGUGAGGCUUAAAAAAGAAACACCCGAGCGUAACGAACCUUCUCUUCAUUGUGACUUUUCUCGCCAGUCUGGGAAUGCUAAAUGUUGUGCACAUGUUAACGCUAGUUCCUCUGAACCCUGUUAUUUUAUACAGCCGUAAGUUACGUUGCAUGACUUUCUGACUGGUUUUAUGUUGUCAUUGCUGUUCAUUUAAUGCCUGUACGUGUGGGGCGAAGGAGGGGAGGAGAGGGUGGCUCGCUCCUCGGCGAACUCGUUCACAAAUUGCCUGAGAAGCGCUGUAGAGUGGUGUUCCACGAGUGGGGUUUAGCUCUUGUAGCUGGGUUCUCUUUUUUAACUCAAUCUCAAAUAAUAGGGCUCUGGUUAUUUUGCAGAGUGGCUCUGAAGAAUGGACAGAAUUGCCAUGGCUAACUACAAGCUACAGUUCACAGUGGACAAACGUUGUAGUUUUCUUAUUUACUUUUAUAAAUUCUAUAAUUUUUUUUGCCUUUUUUUUUUUUUAAUAUCUUGUAGUUUCCAAUCAGUGCUGUAUGAUUGCUGUUGUACAAAUGCAGUAUAAAUGUGUAAUAUGUAGUUUAAGACAUGAAUGUUUCGGUGUUUUAUUUUCUUCAAUAAUUUCUGAACAUGUCAAUCUCUCAAAAUUUACAGCUGCCCACAGUCCAAAAAGGGGGUAACGAAUUGACCUGAGAAAAUUAAAGAAUUCAGUUAACAGGCGACGUAUGCCUUUUAAUUCCUAUCUUUUUUUUUUCAUUUUUUCUAUUUAAUAUUUUGAAUGAGUAGGUAGAAUGUGUUGGCAAAUAGCGAGUUUAAAAAUUGCAUGGUUAAAGAGAGCCAUUCAGCUAAUGUUAGUCAGCUCGGUGCCUUAAGUGAUUCUUUUGAAUAGCUGCUUUGACCAUGCUUUGUGUCUUUAACAGCCUGUAAAAGCAUUUUGAAGCGGGAGCCAACUGUAUAGUACAUACGUUUGUUAGAGAAGCUAUUGAUUUGCAUGUUUACACAAUUAAGUUUUAAUUUUGCUACUACCUGGCAGAGCGUUAGUAAAGUUCUGUGUAGAAGAGAAGCCUUUUGCUUUGACUGUGUUGCUGGUGCAAUAUAAACAGUUGACGUUAGUAAAGGUGAAACGUGAAAAAAUAAGCUGUAAACGCGUGACUCGAGUUGUCGUUGUGGUCGGGUCGCCUUUCGAAGGCACUGAGGUGCCUCUCGAUUCUGCUUUUUUAGAGACGCGCGUGUGGUUAAGGACAUGGCGACGGGCAAAUCUAAAGGAUACGGCUUCGUUUCCUUCUUCAAUAAAUGGGACGCAGAGAACGCUAUCCAGCAGAUGGGCGGCCAGUGGCUUGGUGGAAGGCAAAUCAGAACGAACUGGGCGACGAGAAAACCUCCGGCUCCAAAGAGUACAUACGAAUCCAACGCCAAACAACUGUCUUACGACGAUGUGGUCAAUCAGUCCAGCCCCAGCAACUGCACCGUGUACUGCGGAGGGGUGACUUCGGGACUGACAGAACAGCUCAUGCGCCAGACCUUUUCUCCCUUCGGGCAGAUAAUGGAAGUUCGAGUCUUCCCAGAUAAAGGCUACUCCUUUGUACGGUUUAAUUCCCACGAGAGUGCCGCACACGCUAUUGUGUCCGUCAAUGGGACGACUAUCGAAGGACACGUGGUGAAGUGCUACUGGGGCAAGGAGACACCGGACAUGAUCAGCCCGGUCCAGCAGAACCAGAUCAGCUACCCGCCGGCCUACGGGCAGUGGGGGCAGUGGUACGGCAGCGCCCAGAUCGGUCAGUACGUGCCCAACGGCUGGCAGGUCCCCGCCUACGGGAUGUACGGGCAAGCGUGGAACCAGCAGGGCUUUAACCAGACGCAGUCCUCGGCAGCAUGGAUGGGUGCCAGCUACGGCGUGCAGCCGCCGCAGGGGCAGAACGGCAGCGUGAUAACCAACCAAACGGGAUACCGCGUGGCGGGCUUCGAAACGCCGUGAGGAGAGGAGGACUCUUGAAACCUCGGGAGCGCCGCGAAGCUGUUAUCGACCGCCACGAUUGAUCAGAUCAGGCGUCAAGAUACGAUGUAUUUAUUUAAGAGAGAGAGAGAAACAAACGAAAAGCAUUUUUUUAAUCAUGAAAUUGUCAUCCGCAUUGUUUAACAAAGAAAGAAAAAAAGGAAAACAACAAAAAAAAAAAAAAUCACACGAAACGAGAUGCUGGAUGUCUGCCAACUUUUGCCUUCUUUUUUCCUCCUUUAUGUGUUUCUGAAGAUCCACGUUUUUGAAACACAGCAAAUGCAGGGACUACUGCCGCUGAAAAUUGGGGCAGCAAAUUGCACAACGUCGACCCCCCCCCACCCCCACCCCUUGUUUUUGGUGUUUUUCUUUUCCUUCCCUGGGAAGUAGCGUGCCGUUCUCGUUUGCAUUCCCAACCGAUUCCAAAUGUAUUAUCAAACCGUUGUAUAAACCAACCAGAAGCCAAAAGCGGGUGAACCCUGAAGCCGCUGCGCCUUCAGCCUUCGCACCGUCUGUUUUAACAACAACAAAAAAACCCACCUAAGAACCUCUUGCAUAAAACCUCCGUCUCCGCUUUUGUUACGCCGGGGUUUUGGGUUUGGUUUUGACGAUAAAUUAUGAGUUUACAUCCUUUUUAUUUUUUUUUGUAUCUCAGCGUGUUUUUCAGGGUCGUCUUUGCCUUACGACGGGGGAAAAGGGGGACGAACGGCAGGACGGCGCCUGGCUCCCCUCGUCAGCGAGGAUUCCCACCCUGGGACAGCAAAAAAUCCUGUUACUAAAAUGUGACAAAAUUCCUACGAACCAGCCGGGUUGUUUUUGUUGUUGUUGUUGUUGUUGUUUUUCGGGGUUGUGUUUGUUUUGUUUUGUUUUUUUUUUUACCGAUUUCUACAUUGACAUGUACUGAUUAUGUAAAAUAUUUUAGCAAAUUAAUAUUUUGCACAACCGUUA
Falco peregrinus (peregrine falcon) is the source of this 4786-nucleotide messenger RNA. It is a transcript of the gene TIA1, whose product is annotated as TIA1 cytotoxic granule associated RNA binding protein. The coding region runs from base 3089 to 3820 and encodes 243 amino acids. The transcript is spliced from 11 exons. The record is from RefSeq and is a predicted model, not a curated record. Lineage: Eukaryota; Metazoa; Chordata; Aves; Falconiformes; Falconidae. Gene Ontology annotation, molecular function: mRNA binding.